Molecule: messenger RNA, 1406 nt
Organism: Eutrema salsugineum
Lineage: Eukaryota; Viridiplantae; Streptophyta; Magnoliopsida; Brassicales; Brassicaceae
Product: protein indeterminate-domain 12
Exons: 3
Coding region: 24-1247 (407 amino acids)
Cellular component (GO): nucleus
Molecular function (GO): DNA-binding transcription factor activity
Source: RefSeq, a predicted model, not a curated record
CAUAUAGCUAUAACCAUAUAGCCAUGGAUAUGUUUUCAUCUCGUAACUGGUCCUAUAAACUAAGUUCUUUGUCUGCUGAAGCAAGUGCUUCUUCUGGUAAUACCAUCCAAGAUUUUAAUGGCUUGAACAAUGUAAUUUCUAGUCGUCUUUGUACACACGCAGAGACUCAAAAGACUAAGAAAAGAAGAGGCAUUCCUGGCAAUCCUGAUCCAGAAGCAGAGGUAAUUGCAUUAUCACCAAAGACACUUCUUGCAACAAACAGAUUCGUAUGUGAGAUAUGCAACAAAGGGUUUCAAAGAGAUCAGAACCUACAGCUUCACAGGAGAGGCCACAAUCUUCCAUGGAAGCUUAAGCAGAAGAACAGCAAAGAACAUCAAAAGAAGAAAGUCUAUGUGUGCCCAGAGACAAAUUGUGUUCAUCAUCACCCAUCUAGGGCGCUUGGUGAUCUCACAGGGAUCAAGAAACACUUUUGCAGGAAACAUGGAGAGAAGAAAUGGAAAUGUGAGAAGUGUUCAAAGUUCUACGCUGUUCAAUCUGACUGGAAAGCUCACACUAAGGUCUGUGGUACAAGAGAGUAUAGAUGUGACUGUGGAACUCUUUUCUCGAGGAAAGACAGUUUCAUAACGCAUAGAGCGUUCUGCGAUGCAUUAGCAGAAGAAAAUGCAAGAAUCAUCUCAUCUUCUUCCUCCAACCUCACAAACCCUGACCCUAAUUUCCAAGAUCGUAACUUUAUGCUCAAUAAAUCUCCCUCUUCCUUGCUCUUCACGUCACCGUUUUACGCUGACCCAUCACGUUCCGCCGCCGCCGCCGCCGUUUCUUCAUCUUCGACGGCAGCUCUUUCAGCGACGGCUCUCCUCCAAAAAGCGACCGCUCUUAGCUCCGGCGCUUUUGGCGGCGGAGGAGGACAAACGCGAUCAAUUGGUCAUCACCGACAGUUGGCGACGACGGCCAACGAGCUUCUUGGUGUUGACCGAGUCAUGAUGAUGUCAUCUUCUUCGUCUGAGUACGAUCAGCUUGUUGUUGAUGGGUUAACGUCCACGUGGCAGAAAGCUGAUCAUUUGACCAGGGACUUUCUUGGACUCACGGGUCAUGGAGUGCACGUUAGCGUGAGACCCGGUGAUAUGCUAGAGUACACAGAUGGUGUGGCGUUUCCUAUGUCAGCGUACGAUACCGAAUCACAUAAUCACGAGUCGUCGUCGUUUCACAAGGCUUACGAUCUGGGAUUCUCUGGACCCCACACUAUGUAAAUGGGUAAAACUGGAAUUUACUUCCAUUAUUUUGUUGCUUAAUGACUCAAACACCCUCGGGAACAAACAAAGAGCAGAAGAGCAAUUCCUUUUUUUUGGUUACUUUUCUAGGGAUUGUUUUCUAAAUUUUCUAAUUGUUACAGCCUUAAAAAAUCUCUA